This is a messenger RNA of Culicoides brevitarsis, 1238 nucleotides long. RefSeq names its product BTB/POZ domain-containing protein KCTD12 (gene Ktl). The transcript has 2 exons. Gene Ontology annotation, molecular function: protein binding. Gene Ontology annotation, biological process: protein homooligomerization. The coding region runs from base 387 to 1088 and encodes 233 amino acids. NCBI's taxonomy places the organism in Eukaryota, Metazoa, Arthropoda, Insecta, Diptera, Ceratopogonidae. The record is from RefSeq and is a predicted model, not a curated record.
CAUUCGCAUCGACAAGACACAGAUCGCGUUGAAUGCCAUCGACUUGAAAGUUUUUGGUUUUAAGUAAUUUUAACAGCUUGUGAGAGAAUUUUGCUUGCUUCUCGGCUUUCAAACGCGUUUUCGUGAUUCGCGUUAAUAAAUUCGUUUUCGGCGGAAAUAUUACAGAAAAGUGAGUUGUUAUUUUACGAGCUUCCUUGCGCGCUACUGUUGCUGUGUAUUUCUGACCCAACAGAAAGUAAAUAAUAAAAAUAAACAGCGAAGAGGAAAAAAAGGCCAAAAAAUAAUAAAAAUAAAACAAAUUGCCAAAAAUAAAUUACUUAAUCUAAUAUAAAUCUUGUGUGAGUGAAGAGAAGCGAAGAAAAAAAUUAAAUAAAUUUACAUUCGAAAUGGGUGACAAAUUUCCGGAUAUCGUUGAGUUAAACGUCGGAGGUGUUCAUUACACGACCACACUCAAGACAUUAGUCAGCGAAGAGAAUUCCAAGUUGCAUCAGAUGUUCAAGGGCAGUGCAAAAGACGUAACUCGCGACUCCAAAGGACGCGUUUUUCUCGAUCGUGAUGGCGUUCUUUUCCGCUACAUCCUCGAUUAUCUUCGCGAUACGGACUUAAAACUCCCCGAGGGAUUCCAAGAACGCGAACGUCUCCGUAAAGAAGCAGAAAAUCUCAACGUUACAGGUCUCGUGAAAGUUCUCACGACUUUUGUCGAUCAACAUCCGCCCGGAUGCAUCACAGUUGGAUAUCGCGGGAGCUUUCAAUUUGGCAAAGAUGGUUUAGCUGAUGUCAAAUUUCGUAAACUCUCUCGAAUUUUAGUUUGCGGAAGAGUCGCAUUGUGUCGCGAAGUAUUUGGCGAUUCGUUAAAUGAAUCACGUGAUCCGGAUCAUGGAGGUCCCGAUAGAUACACGGCACGUUUCUUCCUGAAACACACGUUGAUCGAACAAGCCUUCGACGAUUUGCAGAAAAAUGGAUUCAAAUUGGCAGGAGCUUGCGGAUCGGGUACUGCAGGCGGAGGACCAACGGAAUUGAAACCCGGCGUUGAACCUGAAGAAAAUCGCUGGAAUCAUUACAACGAAUUCGUUUUUGUAAGAGAUUAAACAGGAUUUUAGUUUCGGUUGAUGGUUCAAAUGAUAAAAACGGACGGAUAACAGCAGCAGCAAAACAUAAAAAGUCAACAUCGGUAUCGUUAUUAAGUAUUAUGAUGAUUAUAUCAUGUUUCAUUUAAAUUUUUGAUGAAAGUAUUAGCG